Trichomycterus rosablanca is the source of this 2499-nucleotide messenger RNA. RefSeq names its product extracellular calcium-sensing receptor. Gene Ontology annotation, molecular function: G protein-coupled receptor activity. The coding region runs from base 16 to 2499 and encodes 827 amino acids. The transcript has 6 exons. NCBI's taxonomy places the organism in Eukaryota, Metazoa, Chordata, Actinopteri, Siluriformes, Trichomycteridae. The record is from RefSeq and is a predicted model, not a curated record. Gene Ontology annotation, cellular component: plasma membrane. Gene Ontology annotation, biological process: G protein-coupled receptor signaling pathway.
GUGAAGGGGGAACUGAUGAACUGCCAAAUGAUCGGGAACCCAGAGUACCCCCUGCUUUCCAAAGACGGGGAUGUUAUAAUUGGUGGAGCUUUUUCAAUUCACAGCAAAAUUAUAUUACAGACACAGUCGUUUACUGAGAGACCUCGGCGUCUAAUCUGCACCAGCCUGAAUUUCAGAGAAUUCCGUUUUGUUCAGACCAUGAUCUUUGCUAUCGACGAGAUCAACAAGAGUAGCCUCCUUCCUAAUAUUUCUAUUGGAUACAGAAUAUUUGAUAGCUGUGGCUCCACAUUAGCAUCUAUGAGAUCGGCAAUGGCUUUAAUAAAUGGUCAGGAGCUUACAGCACAGCAGACCUGCUCCAACAGUUCAGCCGUACAGGCCAUUAUAGGAGAAUCUGAGUCCUCCUCAACCAUCGUCAUGUCAAGGGCAACGGGACCGUUCAAGAUUCCAGUGAUCAGUCAUUUUGCAACCUGCGCUUGCCUGAGCAACCGAAAAGAGUAUCCAGCGUUCUUCAGAACCAUUCCAAGUGAUUACUACCAAAGCAGAGCACUGGCUCAGCUAGUGAAGCACUUUGGAUGGACUUGGGUCGGAGCAGUAAGAAGCGACAAUGACUAUGGCAACAAUGGUAUGGCCACCUUUGUGGAGGCUGCUAAAAAAGAAGGGGUUUGCAUUGAGUACUCCGAGGCCAUUCUAAGAACAAGUUUCAAGGAGGCCAUUGCUAAAGUUGUGGAAAUCAUCAAAAAAGGAACAUCUAAGGUGCUGGUAGCAUUUCUGGCCCAGAAUGAGAUGGAUGUUUUGUUAGAAGAAGCCUUUGCUCAGAAUGUGACGGGGCUACAGUGGGUAGGUAGUGAAUCCUGGAUAACCGCUAGAUACUUGGCUACUGAAAGGACUUCGAAAGUGAUCAGCAGUGCACUAGGCUUCACCAUCAGCAAAUCCACCAUUCCAGGCCUGAAAGACUUCCUUCUUAAAGUCCAUCCAUCCCAAAGUCCUUCAAAUUCCCUUCUGUUAGAGUUCUGGGAGACGACAUUCGGAUGCCAGUUUCUCCCGAAAGCUGAUGAUGUGAAGGUUUGUACUGGAUUUGAGGAUCUCAAAAACAUAAACAACACCUUCACUGACGUCUCAGAGCUGAGGAUUUCUAACAACGUCUACAAGGCGGUUUAUGCAAUAGCUCACGCCCUGCAUAAUCUGGCCUGCAACGCAGAAGGAAUCUGCAACAAAAGGGAUUUGCUUCUAUUGGGUCGGGUACUUCAAGCCUUACAGAGUGUGAACUUUACAAUGCCCCUAGGCGAACGUGUAUUUUUCAACAAGAAUGGAGACCCUACUGCGAAGUAUGAGCUGGUAAACUGGCAGAAAAAUGCGGACGGGGAUAUAAACUUUGUUACUGUUGGUUACUACGAUGCCUCUCUGCCAAGUGACAAGCAGUUCGUCAUGAACCCUGUCGAUAUAGGUUGGGCUGGAAAUAGUAACACGAGGCCACGAUCUGUGUGCAGUGAGAGCUGCCAGGCUGGGUUUCGACAGGCACAAAUUAAAGGGCGACCACCCUGCUGCUUUGCAUGUGUACCAUGCCCUGUGGGUGAAGUCAGCAACGAUACUGACUCUGUUGAAUGCAUCAGAUGUCCUCUGGAGUUCUGGUCCAAUGAAAACCACAGUCUGUGUGUUCUAAAGAAAGUGGAAUUUCUGUCAUUCGAUGAAAACAUGGGGAUCCUCCUGAGCGCCGUUUCAUUAACAGGAGCAUCUAUAACCAUCGCUAUAGGACUGGUGUUCUUCUACUUCAGAGAUACGCCACUCGUUAAGGCCAGUAACAUUGAACUCAGCUUUCUGCUGCUCUUCUCUCUGACUCUGUGUUUCCUCUGUUCACUUACUUUCAUCGGUCAGCCUUCAGACUGGUCCUGCAUGCUGCGACACACAGCGUUCGGGAUCACCUUCGCACUCUGCAUGUCCUGCGUUCUGGCGAGAACGAUCGCAGUUGUAAUGGCGUUUAAAGCCACGGUGCCAGGCAGCAGGUUUCCUCAGUGUUCGAUGCCCAUUCAGAGACUGAGUGUUUUCUGUUGCACUCUUUUCCAGGUCAUCAUAUGUGUUCUGUGGUUGACACUGGAACCUCCAGUACCUCUAAAAAACAUGGCUUACUACAAUGAUAAAAUCAUACUGGAGUGUAAUCUGGGUUCAACUGUGGGUUUCUGGGCUGUUCUGGGUUAUAUCGGGAUUUUGGCUCUUCUGUGUUUUGUUUUGGCUUUUCUGGCUAGAAAACUUCCUGAUAAUUUUAAUGAAGCUAAAUUUAUCACCUUCAGCAUGUUGAUAUUCUGUGCAGUUUGGAUCACUUUUAUUCCAGCGUAUGUCAGUUCACCUGGUAAAUUUACUGUAGCUGUGGAGAUUUUUGCUAUUCUGGCCUCAAGUUUUAGUUUGCUGUUCUGUAUUUUUCUUCCUAAAUGUUUUAUUAUUUUACUCAAACCAGAAAAGAACACAAGAAAACAUCUGAUGGGUAAAGCUAGUGUAAAAUCAUAG